AGGCCAUGGAGACAAUAGUAGCAUCUUUCUGGAUGUGUUGUCGGCAUGUGUCUUUAUAUCAGAAUAUGUAUCACACUUCUAUUAUCACAUUGUCUUAUUUGACCUGUUGCAGUGUGUUGAUGUACUGGGCCACCUCGAGGACCAUUUACACCACGUGGUCUGACAUUACUACUUAAAUCCUAGACGUGGAUGAACUUUUGACUCAGUAUUAAAGAUUUUGGAACAUUUCCAUACUUGAAAACCAAAGGUGCCGAAAGAUAUACCUUUACAAUAAGUACUUCAUAACUUUUGAACCGAGAACCACACUGUUGCCAUGGAAACCUCUAUUGACGAGGCCUGGAAAGCGUUCUUGUGUAAUGGUGUCCAUGGACAGUGCUGGCCACAAAAUGUUUAUGCAGUGGUGUGCUCAAAGUUGUCCUGUUACCUGACGAAGAAUGUAAGUAAGACAGUGCACGCGGAAGAUGGCGUCCUUGAUUAUUUGGAGAACUUACUGAGGCGCAGAGCCCUCCGUCCUCAAAGACUCAAGUUGUUUCUCAGCGCUUCUCCGUGUCAACGAUGCAGCCAGAGAAUCAUCACCUUUCUCAACACCGCCAGGUGGCGCUACGGCGUAACCCUGGAGAUGGAAGUCGUGUUCUCUGCGUUUUAUCAGAUCAGACGACCUUCGUGUGAGUUGAACCCAGCCUGCCGGAACCAUCUUCCUUCUUACCAUGACCACGUGGCUCAGGUGGCGGGGCUGAAGCAGCUGUACUGGACACAAGGUGUCAUCCUUCGCACCUUCAACUGCCAAGACUGGCUGUAUCUUGGAAACUUUCUGAAGAAAACCACCAUCAAUAUCAGAUAUCGACAUUAUCAAGACAACUUGCUUAGAAGAGAAUUUUUAACAAUUAUGGACUUAAUUGGUUCUACAACUUACAUCCCCGAGUGUAACUAUUUCCAGUCCGACGAGAGCCUGUCUUAUAUGGAACCGUCCACCAACUGGGACUGCAUCACUUUACUGUUUAUCUUUGUGCCAGUCUUAUUAUUUCUGGUUUUCCUCACAUUUUUAUAUUUCUAAGGCUCGCCGCCCCCCUGCGGUCGCCCAUCAUGACAAGAGAACAAAUGAUGAUGUCGCUAGCCAGUUCGCUUGACUGAUAACAACAUGACCAUCCAUCACAUUAAUUAAGAAACCAGCCUUCAUGCACAUUCAAGGCAGUGCUGAGCACUUCUAGAAAAAAUGUGUAAGAACUAGUGCUGAACACAGGCUACAGGCUCUGUUUGCUGGUGUGUACUACAGUCAAUGAUGUGUUGGCACCCGACUGUUUGGUUUACAAGGACCUACUGGGUAUCUGGUGACAAUGAUCUGCAUCUGUGUACCUGGUGACAAAGAAAACUUGUUUCACGGGAUGUCUGUUUUGUGUAUGUUAAUACAUAGUCAAGUUCCCCAUUUUGGAUUUUUUCCUUACCUCCAAGGUGCAAACAGCAGGUAAGGACCACUUUGUGUGUUAGUGUUGACUGUGUUUUAGUGGUUUUGUGGGCUUGCUUCCUCCGUCUUUUCUCUCACCCCAGCCUCAAUAUCUAUCGUGUAGGUCCUCCUCAGUUGCAGAUGACAAUCUCCGUGGACUUCUGUCCGACUUUACACCUUGAAUACUCGGUGUCCAGCAGUAUUCCGACUUCAAGUGUGUCCAGCUUGAGGACCAUGCUGUGGCGCUGAUUACUCCUCAGCCAGCUCACUAUUUCACUCAGAUCCCAACCUCUUCCACAAGACCACGAAAUAAAAAAAAAUCGAAAAUAUUAAAAAAUAUUUCUUAAAAGCCCGCACGGACCAAGUCCAGGCCACUUUACGCCUCAGGGUCCGGGUACAGUAGUCCACCCCACCCCGUAUCCCUCCCUGUCAUCAGGUCUGUUGAUAAGCUCGAGUGUGGGGUGUACUUGGCGAGAGAGAAAUAUACUGUAAUACAUAUAGAGAGAUAUUUUGUGCGUGUUUCUGUAUCUCCGUGUGUGUGUGUGUGUUGGUUUGUGCACGGUUGAACCGAAAGUAAACAGUUCCGUGAAGAGGAAUUAUUCUUAUCAGUUAUCAGCCCAACACUUUGACACUGAGCCAGCGAUGUUUUAGUGAAUAAUAAUACUAAGCAUUUGUUGAGAUCACUAACAAAAGUCUGUUUCCUACUUCGACCUUUGUGGAUAUCGAUUGCCAGAUAAUAAUGUGCUGUUGUAAUGAUUAAUACUGAAGUAGUUGCUCAAUCCUUCCUCAAAUACAUGUUCAUAACCGAUGUUGUGUUUUUAUCCAAAACAGCUCUUGUUUCACUGGCCUCUUAGAGAAAUAUUAACUAUUUGCACACAGAUGUCCUGGUUAAUCCAGACUGACCUGUACUACACAAACAUAUAUUUAGUUUAUAAAUUUAUUGGCUGCCAUUUUGGUCGACAUCUUACUUUGUUUUGUUCGUCUGCUUCUCUCUUUCUCUUUUUGUUUAAUAUCAUGUU
This is a messenger RNA of Pomacea canaliculata, 2460 nucleotides long. RefSeq lists its product as uncharacterized. Gene Ontology annotation, molecular function: zinc ion binding; hydrolase activity, acting on carbon-nitrogen (but not peptide) bonds, in cyclic amidines. The transcript is spliced from 2 exons. The record is from RefSeq and is a predicted model, not a curated record. NCBI's taxonomy places the organism in Eukaryota, Metazoa, Mollusca, Gastropoda, Architaenioglossa, Ampullariidae. The coding region runs from base 314 to 1054 and encodes 246 amino acids.